CGCAGGUUGCCAUGGUGACGCAGAGGCCGUAUCCACGCGUCCAGGGAAAGCUGGUCAGGUCGCUGGGUGCCUCCGUUCCCCCUGUCCAGGCUGCUGCCGCGCCGUGGCGAGGCAGAGGGCGUGGGACGCGGGUCCCCACCAUCGCACAGGAGCUAGGGAUGCUGUUUUUCCACAUAUGAGAAAAUCAACCCAGAUAUGGAAAACUUUAUCCUGUAUGAGGAGAUUGGCAGAGGAAGCAAGACCGUCGUGUAUAAGGGGCGUCGGAAGGGCACCAUCAAUUUCGUAGCCAUUCUUUGUACUGAAAAGUGCAAACGGCCUGAAAUGACCAACUGGGUCCGUCUCACCCACGAAAUCAAACACAAGAACAUUGUGACGUUCCAUGAAUGGUACGAGACCAGCAAUCACCUCUGGAUGGUGGUGGAGCUGUGCACAGGUGGUUCUUUAGAAACUGUGAUUGCUCAGGACGAGAACCUUCCAGAAGAUAUCGUGAGAGAGUUUGGGGUGGAUUUGGUCACAGGGCUGCACCAUCUGCACCGGCUUGGCAUCCUCUUUUGUGACCUUACUCCUGGGAAGAUACUCUUGGAAGGGCCUGGCACACUGAAGUUCAGCAAUUUCUGCCUGGCGAGGGUGGAAGGAGAGAGUCUGGAGGAGUUCUUUGCUUUGGUGGCCGCAGAAGAAGGAGGUGGUGACAAUGGAGAAAACACGCUGAAGAAGAGCAUGAAAAACCGCGUCAGAGGCUCCCCAAUAUAUGCGGCACCGGAAAUCAUGAAGGGAACAGACUUUUCUGUCGCCAGUGACCUCUGGUCUUUGGGCUGUCUGCUUUAUGAAAUGUUCUCAGGCAAGCCUCCAUUCUUCUCAGAAACCGUGUCAGAGUUAAUUGAGAAGAUUCUGUAUGAAGACCCAUUGCCGCCGGUCCCAAAGGAUUCUUCAUUCCCCAAAGCAUCCUCAGAUUUCAUUAAUUUGCUGGAUGGAUUACUACAGAAGGAUCCUCAGAAAAGGUUAUCGUGGGAGGGAGUCCUGCAGCACCCCUUCUGGAAGGACGCCCUGCGGAGAGAAGACUCGGUCUCGGCCUCGGCCUCGGCCUCCGAGGACUGCAUCUUCAGCAGCAGAAAUGUCAUGGAAUGUUCUGGACCUCAGGAUUCCAGGGAGCUUUUGCAAAGCCCUCAGAAUGGACCAGGGAAAGGGCAGAAGGCGGCUCCUCGGCUCAGCCUGUCUUUCAGGCUAGACAAUCCGACUGAGCUGAGGCCCAAGAGUGCCACAGGGGGCCAGCUGAAUGAAUCCAUAUUUCUCCUCAGUUCACGGCCCACUCCAAGGACUAGUGCCAUGGUGGGAUUAAGUCCCGGAGAGGGUGAGGACAGCAGCUCGCCACAGACCUCUCCUUUAUCCAAGAUGACAUGUGGGCAUCUGAGCCAGGGGGCCCUGGAGUCACAGAUGAGAGAGCUGAUCUACACGGACUCGGAUCUUGUGAUUACCCCAAUUAUCGACAACCCCAAGAUAAUGAAACAACCUGCAAUCAAGUUUGAUCCAAAAAUCUUGCACCUGCCGGCAUAUUCUGUGGAUAAGUUGCUGGUUCUGAAGGACCAAGACUGGAAUGAUUUCCUGCAGCAAGUGUGCUCCCAGAUCGACUCCAGCGAGAAGAGCACAGGGGUGUCACGGGCCAAGCUGAACCUCCUGUGCUAUCUGUGUGUGGUGGCUACUCACAAGGAGGUGGCCACCAGGCUGCUCCACUCCCCACUGUUCCAGUUGCUAAUCCAGCAUUUGCGAAUAGCUCCAAACUGGGAUAUACGGUCCAAGGUUGCUCGCGUCAUCGGCUUGCUGGCCUCGCACACAACAGAACUUCAGGAAAAUGUGCCCGUUAUCGAGGCCAUCACGCUCUUAACGGAAUUAAUCCGUGAGAACUUCAGGAGCAGCAAGCUGAAGCAGUGCCUCCUGCCCAGCCUUGGGCAGCUCAUCUACCUCGUAGCAACCCAGGAAGAAAAGAAACAGCACUCCAGGGACUGCUGGGCUGUCCCCUUGGCUGCCUACACUGUGCUUAUGAGGUGCCUCCGGGAAGGGGAAGAACGUGUUGUCAAUCACAUGGCUGCGAAGAUCAUUGAGAAUGUUUGCACAACACUUUCUGCCCAGGCGCAGGGCUUCAUCACCGGGGAAGUCGGGCCUGUCCUGUGGCACCUGUUCAGACACUCCACCGUGGACUCCCUGAGGAUAACCGCAAUAUCGGCCCUGUGCAGAAUCACACGCCAGUCUCCUGCGGCCUUCCAGAACGUCAUCGAGAAGGUGGGCCUCAAUGCUGUCAUCAGCUCCCUGGCCUCUGCCAUCUGCAAAGUGCAGCAGUACAUGCUGACCCUCUUCACGGCCAUGCUGUCCUGUGGGAUUCAUCUCCAGCGGCUGAUCCAAGAAAAGGACUUCGUGUCCACGGUCAUCCGUCUACUUGACAGUCCAUCCGCUGCCAUCAGAGCCAAAGCCUUCCUGGUACUGCUUCACGUCCUGAUUCACAACCGAGACAUGCUGCUGCUGAGCUGCCAAGCGAGGCUGGUGAUGUACAUCGAGAGAGACAGCAGAAAGACCUCCCCGGGCAAGGAGCUGCAGGGUGGGAGCGAGUACCUGGCCAGGUGCCUGGAUCUCCUCAUCCAGCACAUGGUACAGGAGCCACCCCGGAUCCUAGGCGACAUUCUCAACGCCCUGGCAAAUGUGUCUGGCCGAAAGCACCCAUCGACGGUCCAGGGGAAGCAGCUGAAGAUGUGCCUUCCCAUGAUGCCUGUGGUGCUCCACCUGGUCAUGUCUCAGGUGUUCCGGCCUCACGUGGUGACAGAGGAGUUCCUGUUCAGCUACGGGACUGUUCUUAGUCACAUUAAGUCAGUUGACUUGGGAGAAACGAACUUAGAUGGAGCCAUAGGGAUGGUGGCUUCGGAGGAAUUCAUCAAGAUCACCUUGUCGGCAUUCGAAGCAGUGAUACAGUACCCCGUUCUGCUGGCCGACUACCGCUCAACGGUCAUCGAUUACAUUCUGCCACCCUUGGUCUCCUUGGUUCAAAGUCAGAAUGUGGAGUGGAGACUCUUCAGCCUGCGGUUGCUCUCCGAGACUACAACCCUGCUGGUGAGCCAGGAGCCGGAGGAUGGGGACGAAGAGGCCAGCUGUGACUCCAACAACAGUCUUCUGGUGCUCCUCAGGGACGAGCUGCUCCCCCAGUAUGAGCACAUCCUCCUGGAGCCUGACCCAGUUCCGGCCUAUGCUCUGAAGCUGCUCGUCGCCAUGACGGAACACAACCCGGCUUUCACCAGGCUUGUGGAAGAAAGCAAACUGGUCCCGCUCAUUUUUGAAGUGAUUCUGGAGCAUCAGGAAAGCAUUCUGGGUAAUACCAUGCAGAGUGUGAUCGCAUUACUCAACAAUCUGGUUGCUUACAAAGACUCAAACAUGCAGCUGCUUUAUGAGCAAGGACUUGUUGGUCACGUCUGUAACAUGUUCACAGAAACUGCCACACUGUGCUUGGACAGUGACAAUAAGAACAACACAGAGCCAGCGGCCAUGCUGCUGACGUCACUGCUUGAUAUCCUGCUGGGCAUGCUGACGCACACCUCCAGCAUCGUCCGGCAGGCUCUGCAGGCCCAGAAGUCAGGCUCGAGAGGGGACACACAGGCUGCGGAGAACCUGCUGCUGCUCAGCAAACCGCUCACGGACCUCGUCAGCAUGCUCAUCCCGCUGCUUCCCAAUGAGGACCCUGAGAUCUCUGAGGUUUCAUCCAAGUGCCUGUCCAUCCUGGUGCAGCUGUAUGGAGGAGAGAACCCGGACAGCCUGUCCCCGGAAAACCUAGAGACCUUUGCUGACCUCCUGGUGACCAAGGAAGACCCAAAGGAUCAGAAGCUUCUGCUGCGGAUCCUCAGGAGGAUGCUCACCUCCAAUGAGAAGCACCUGGAAAGCCUCAAGAACACUGGCAGCCUCCUGCGGGCCCUGGAACACCUGGCUCCAGCUCACAGCUCGCCUGUUGAUAGCGCCGUGGCUUCCCUGGCCCUAGAACUCCUCCAAGCUGUUGGGCACUAGACCAGGCCACCCAGUGGCUCCCGUCAGUUGCACUGUGAGGUCAGAUCCCACACAUUCCUCCUUUCCACCAGCCUCAAGUGGAGCUAAUAAAAUCGCUGGGCCAUAACCUGAUGCCUCAAGUCCUCUCUGACUGGGAUGACUGUCCUGUCUUCCCUAUGCAGAGGCCAAGCGAGCCUUGCCUCAAGUGAGCCACAGACCUCUGCAAAGCAGACUUCUUUCUCUUAAGCCUCACCACUCUCUGGUGUUCUAUGGCCACUUCUUUUCCUUUUCAGGGACAUGACCCCAAGAAUUCUAGGGAGGCCUGGGUGAGACACAUCAAGUUCAGUGUGCGAGCAGGAGUGUGGAACACUGGAGUCUACCCAGCUAGAGGGGGUGGCAGUGUCAAGGCAGACUUGCUACCCCAACCCCCACCCCAUAACCUCAGACUUGACCAUUUCUGCCAAGUGCUAAGAGUCAAGUCUGGUGGACGCUGGGAGGAGGGUUGCCGUGUGGGGUGGGCCUGAGUCAGCACCGGAAGGUAGGGUGGGGCUUGGGCAGUUCCAAGCAGAUGAGCUGGCUGAGGCCUCUGGAACAGCUUUGGACCAGGUUGCUGGCCCAUUUGCUGCUCCAGGCUGCUUCUUUGGGGAAGGUGUGCACAGACGGACCAUCCCCAACAGCAGCUAGCCCGGGGGUCCUACAGUCAGUGGCCAGCAGCCCUGCUGUGACAUGAUCUGGGUAGCCUGCCAGCUCCAGCUAGCCUCAUGAUGAAAACACCAGCCGUUCUGGACCACAUCAAAGGCAGCCAUGCCAAUUACCUUUAGUCUCCACAGCCACCUGCAAAGGCCUCAGCUUCCUCAGCCAGACCCUCCUCUUGCCUACAAGGAUCCAUGGCAUGGCUGGAUUCAGGGUUGACUCCACUGCCCUGAGCAUCCCCAAGCAGGCCUUGGCUGGGGUGACAGACACGGAAGCACCAAGGACUUCAUACAGCUAGAGGUGGUGUGUCACCAGGCUAUGUGGUGUCACCAGGCUGUGGGCCAAGUGGUCCUGGCCUGGCUGCAUUAUGGACUCAAGUGGCUGGGCGCUCUAAGAGAGCAGGUCAUCUCUCCCCAUCCCUUUGUUCAGCGCUUGAGCUCUGGAAUCCUGCAGGGAACUGCUUCAAAGCGAUGGGUUAUUCCUCCUCCUCUGCCCUUUUCAGCAGCACACAGAGCAAUCUAAAACAGGAAGGCUUUAACAUUCCAGAACAUUCUGUUGAGUGGCUGGCUUACAGGCAAGGGGCCUGGUGGUGUGAAGCAGGGCUGCUGUCUUGCUAGAGGCUAGGCCAGCCAGGCCUUGCCCCUCCGCCACCACACACACACUUACAAAUUAAUGUUGGAGACCAAAGGCGUGCUGGUUGGGGGAGAAGGCAAAUACAACUGCUCCUUUGAGCUCCCCUUCAAGAGAGCAGACCUUCUCCCCUCUACCAACAGCCCCCAGCUCAAGCCUUAACACACAGCCAGAGAGUAGGUGCUGGUUGUACUGUCCCCCAGGAAACGCCAGGGGGUAAAGAUGGCCACAGCCAACCUGGAGGAUACCUAGAUAGCCGUAGUGGUCGGCCUAUAGGUGUCUGUUUCCUGCAUGAACUCACAGGGUAUUGGGCUAGCGGUUUCCUAUCCUCUAGUCCAGAAAGAGCUGCUCUGGUGGCUAUGGCUGCUGAACAAGGUGAGUGUAGGAUGUGGGUCUCCCCACUGGACGGCUCACAAGAUGCCCUUUACCACCUUCCCCAGGCACUGAAAAAUACAGCGUGCAAAUCAAUCUCCCUGCUAACCCGCCAUGGGUGCAGCCAGAGGCAGCCUAAGAAGGGACACUGCCCAGUUCCUGCUGUCAUUUGUUUCUGCAGGUGGGCAUGUUAGCCAUGAACGCCUUGUCCUCUGCUCCUCUAUCAGAAAAGAGUCCAUACUGGACUCUCUCCUACAGGAGAAUGGUCACUUGACGGCUUGCUUAGCUGCUGGGGUGGCUGUUGUUCAGCGCUCUUCUGGCCCUGCCCCACACAGACACAGGGCAGGCAGGCAGGCAGGGUUUCCACUGCUCAUGCAGACCUCCUCUUUGGAUACAAACAGUGCUGUUCCCAGGCUAAGUUGUGUGUGCCUCUCCUUUUUGAAAAACCACAUGUGCCCUUCCCAGUGCACACGUGGAGACCAGGCCACUACUUCUGAGGUCUGUUCUUGCCUCCCACCUCGUUACCUUAACCCAUAUAGACUCUACAGACCCCAACUGGCAUCUCGGUGAAGGAGGACUUCCUCACAGGGACCUCCUGUGGCUUGGAAUGCUGGCUAACAGGCACAGCCUUAAAACCCAGGAAUCCAAACAGCUCUCUCAGGCACAAAACAUUCUCUCUUUGUAGAGGACCAAACACAAGUCUUAACAGGUCUGUGUAAGAAACGUACAAAGCCUGCUUGUCAGACCCACCACCAGGACAGAUCUGGCAGGCCACACGGAAGGCAGCCCAUUCUGGUUCUGAUUAUGUUCAGAUAAACAUUAGCAUUUAAACGUAAUUACUGGUUCAAAGGAGUGGAAGGAUUGCCCUCUCCAAGUGAGCCAUACUCACAAAUCCAGGCAUUGCUUCGUUACCGCUCAGUGGGAUGACCCUGUCCAAAGGAGGGGCUUAUUCGGCUUCCAGCUUUAGUUGUUGCUCAGUGUAACCCCGAGACUAUCGUGGGCAGCACACUUAGGUUUCUGGGCAGGAGGGCGAGUUGAAGGAGUGCAAGCUCCACAGCAGUCCUUCCUUCACAGAAGCCCAGUCAGCCACAGUAGUCAAGGCUGAAACACGCACUUCCUUCCUCUGGACGCUGCUAAGGGAGGCUCCCAUGCAGACUCAGGCCUUCUCUACCCCGGCAACCUGGGCACCCCAAUGAUACCACUUCCUCAGGGCAAGCUGGGUGCCUUCAUUACCCUCACCGACCAUCUCAUGACAAACAAAUCAAAGUGACACAAGCGAAUGAAUUAAAAGUUUAAUUCUGAACCAUUUUUAUAACCAUUUUCUCUUGAAGCAUUGUAUCACAGCAGGUUACAACAACUUUGGGAUAAAAGGCAACUGGUAAACUGUCCAAAACAAGG
Peromyscus leucopus (white-footed mouse) is the source of this 7107-nucleotide messenger RNA. RefSeq names its product unc-51 like kinase 4 (gene Ulk4). Gene Ontology annotation, biological process: protein phosphorylation. The coding region runs from base 196 to 4035 and encodes 1279 amino acids. The record is from RefSeq and is a predicted model, not a curated record. Gene Ontology annotation, molecular function: ATP binding; protein kinase activity. Lineage: Eukaryota; Metazoa; Chordata; Mammalia; Rodentia; Cricetidae. The transcript is spliced from 37 exons.